Vespula pensylvanica (western yellowjacket) is the source of this 1945-nucleotide messenger RNA. RefSeq names its product 6-phosphofructo-2-kinase/fructose-2,6-bisphosphatase (gene Pfrx). The transcript has 7 exons. The coding region runs from base 586 to 1866 and encodes 426 amino acids. The record is from RefSeq and is a predicted model, not a curated record. Gene Ontology annotation, molecular function: 6-phosphofructo-2-kinase activity; ATP binding; fructose-2,6-bisphosphate 2-phosphatase activity. Gene Ontology annotation, biological process: fructose 2,6-bisphosphate metabolic process; fructose metabolic process. Gene Ontology annotation, cellular component: cytosol. Lineage: Eukaryota; Metazoa; Arthropoda; Insecta; Hymenoptera; Vespidae.
ACAUAACCUGCAAAAGGUACACGUUCAAUUCAUAUCCGCUCUUUUUCUGUUGUUUUUUUGUCUUUCUCUCUUUCUGUCUUUCAUUCUCUUCCUUUUUAUUUUUUUUGUUCUGUUUGAUUCAUUCAAUUUUCUUCGGUCACCAAGUAAAAUCGAUAUACGUUUCGCGAGCGCGCACAUUUUACAAGAUAUUCGUCGAAAGAAACGACGAGAUUUUAAGACGCAAAUACGCAAGGACAGAAGGAAGUAUAACGACGUAACGUAAAUCAUACGUAUGUAUUUACAUAGGUCGUGUCGUAGAGAAUAAUAAAAGUUUGAAGGAGAGAAAGAGAGAGAGAGAGAGGGAGGAAGGGUGGGAGAGAGAUAGAGAGAGAAACAGAGAGAGAGAGAGAAAGAGAGGAGAGAAAAAUAAAGGAUAGCAAAGGAACAAGGUACGAUCGACUAAGACGAUCGGCGAGAGGGGAUAAAAGAAGAAUCGUUGGCACGACCUACGAAAACUCGAUCGAAUUCACCUCUAAUCUCGUUUAUUAAGUUACGAGACGAGAAGGGGAACGGGCUAAUUUCGUAAACAAGCCCCACGUAAUCGCCAUGGUGGGUUUGCCAGCUCGAGGCAAGACCUAUAUUUCGAAGAAGCUCUGCAGGUAUCUCAAUUGGAUCGGAAUAAACACGAAGGUCUUCAAUCUCGGCGAGUAUAGAAGGCAUGCGACGACUGCCUAUCAAUGCCAUGAAUUUUUCCGUGCGGAUAACAUAAAAGCUAUGGCGAUAAGAACGCAAUGUGCCAUGGAUGCACUGAACGACGUUUGUCGUUGGCUCGAGAGUGGCGACGGAGAAGUUGCCGUUUUCGAUGCUACUAAUUCUACCGUGGAUCGACGUAGGAUGAUACGCGAUAUCGUUGUAGGAAAGAUGGAUUACAAGCUCUUCUUCGUCGAAUCUGUUUGUAACGAUCCUGAAAUAGUCGAGCAAAAUAUUAUGGAGGUCAAAGUCAGCAGUCCAGAUUAUGCGAAUAUGAACAAGGAAGAAGUAUUGGCCGACUUUAUGUUACGGAUCGAACAUUAUAGGGAAAGAUAUGAGCCAUUAGAUGAGGAUUAUGAGACUGAUCUGUCCUUCAUGAAAAUCUAUAACACCGGCGAAAAAGUUAUAGUGCAUAAACACGAGGGACACAUACAGAGCAGAAUCGUCUACUAUUUGAUGAACAUUCAUAUUGUACCUCGUACGAUAUAUCUAACCAGGCAUGGCGAGAGUAUGAUGAAUCUGGAAGGUAGAAUAGGAGGUGACUCGGAUCUUAGUGAAAGAGGUUGGGAGUACGCCAGGGCAUUAGCUACCUUCAUUACCAGUCAGGAUAUUCAGGGUCUUAGAGUAUGGACAAGCUGGUUAAAAAGGACCAUACAGACGGCAGGGGACGUGGAAGCACCUCAGGAAAGAUGGAAGGCCCUCAAUGAGAUCGAUGCCGGCAUUUGCGAGGAGAUGACUUAUGCAGAGAUCGCCGAGAAGUACCCUACGGAUUUUGCUGCAAGGGACCAAAAUAAAUUCCCCUAUCGUUAUCCACGAGGUGAGAGCUAUGAAGAUUUGGUAGCACGGUUGGAACCUGUGAUAAUGGAAUUGGAAAGGCAGGGCAAUGUUUUGGUCGUCAGCCAUCAAGCAGUAAUACGUUGUCUGCUCGCUUAUUUCUUGGAUAAGACUUCAGAGGAACUACCGUACCUCCAGGUACCAUUGCAUACCAUCAUUAAACUGACACCCGUUGCAUAUGGUUGUAAAGUGGAACACAUACGACUACCAAUUGAUGCGGUGGAUACUCAUCGACCAAAACCAAAGAUCCCAGGAUAUUUGGAAGAUCGAUUCAGAAGAAAAGGGAAAGUUCUACGCACGUGAUAACGACCAUUUUAUAAUGCAGCAAGAUCCUAACUGCUCUACAAUCGGUAAUGACAAACAGGGACACAGAGAAAGAGAG